Molecule: messenger RNA, 1302 nt
Organism: Suillus subaureus
Lineage: Eukaryota; Fungi; Basidiomycota; Agaricomycetes; Boletales; Suillaceae
Exons: 7
Coding region: 1-1302 (433 amino acids)
Source: RefSeq, a predicted model, not a curated record
AUGCACUUUAAAUUUACGUUGUCCCUUGAGCGUUUCGAAAAGGUCAUUCCAAUUCUUUCGAAGCGCCCUAAAACCCAAGGUAUCCCUAAAGACAUCUCUAAUCCCGUUCCUGCACCAAUCCUCUCUUCGAAUUCUUUGCCAGUCCAUCUCGUCUCUGCAAGCAAUAAACCAGGUCUCGAAGAAUUCUCCACUGGUUUUCCUUCCGCAGGGUACCCUUGGAGUGCAUCCCCUGCCCGCGAAGCUUCCGACAUCGCUCAGGUAGCUUUGCCUUUGGUACAGGCUUUUACGGGUGUAAUUCCACUUGUCGGUGCUCCGAUGAAAGCGGCUAUUGGCGGAUUAUUGGGAAUCCUUCAAGUUGUAAAUACAUGCGAUCAGAACAAGGCGGCCUUAGAUGAUCUGACAUCGAGACUCCAUCGACUAUACUACCAUUUGUGCAACGCCCCACCUGCCCUGGAUCCUCUUGAACAUUCCCGGAGAGACAUCUUAGCUAGGAAGCUGCAAGACACCUCAACCCGCCUGAAAAAGUUGCAUAAACGUCGUCUCGCGUACACAUCUGUCACACAAGCUAUCACCGGAUGCUCAACUGACAUCGACCGUUAUCUGAUGGAGUGUUUGUGGUCGUCUCAAAUGCAAAGUCAACGCGAAACACACGAAUUGUUUAUAAUUUCGCGGAGGCGGCAAGAGGGUCCUCAGAAUAUCGAACAGUCCUUUGCGAGAGCAUCUGCAUCACAUUUAACCGGAACCGUCGCGCUUGGCUGCGUGACUUUGGUAGAUGCAACAGGCCACAACCAUGCAAUAUCACUGAACCUCUGCGCCUCAUUUCAGCAAUUCAAUAACAUGCUCCGAGUUCUGUUUGAACGCGGUGCGAAAGAAGCACAAAUUCAAAGACGGUAUAUAGAAGAAGGAAAGUAUGAUUUGUGCGUUGACGAGGGCACGCAAGUAACUCCACUUACAAGCGACAAAUGGUCAAGCAUUGAACCAGGCACGACGAUUGUGAUGAGGGUUACCAUCCAACAGAAAACGAGAUCAAGCAUUGAAGUUGACUACCGAUGUCAUUUUUGUGGCGCUGUGAAUCGCCUUGACGCCAAGUCUGUGAAAUAUCGUUCUGGAGGGCGGACUGUUUGCUCGACUGAUUGUCGAGAAUGCAAACGACGCUUCCAGAUCACCCGUGACCAACAUAAGUGGAGCACACGAUCAUCUCACAGUGACUUCAAUCACAUGACUAACGCAGAAACACUCCUCGUUCGCAACUUUCAUGUCGAGCAAAUUCCUGUGCGUGAUCUCGUGUUUCGACGUUCUUAG